AUGGGUGACCCAUAUGGGUUACAGGAGGAUCUCCGGCGACUUAUAUCAGCGAGAACCCAUUUGAGCACCACCAACACACAUCUACUUGAACCACUGUGUGUCCACCAUGCUCUAAGUGCUGUUGCUGCUUCUACUACUCCGCCCAAUACCUAUGACCCGAUCAUGGAUGCCAACGCUUUCUACCCUCGCUCCUUCACUCACUUCACACACCAUGACUAUUCCUCUUCUAAUGUAAACGCCACGACUUCUACUACUGCUGUUGCUGCUGCCACUGUCUCCGAUCAUGCUACUACUACUCCAUUCUGCAGCAUAGAGAGUGCAGAGAAAGGGUGGCUUGGGUUUGAUUCCGGGAACAAUAGGUGGCCCAGACAAGAGACCCUUUCACUUCUUGAGAUCAGAUCUCGUCUUGAUUCCAAGUUCAGAGAGAACAAUCAGAAAGCACCCUUGUGGAAUGAAAUUUCUAGGAUAAUGGCUGAGGAAUUUGGGUACCAAAGAAGCGGAAAGAAAUGCAAAGAGAAAUUUGAGAAUUUGUACAAGUAUUACAAGAAGACCAAGGAAGGAAAAGCUAGUAGACAAGAUGGGAAGCACUACAGAUUCUUCAGGCAACUUGAAGCAAUAUGUGGAGAAGCAAAUAAUAAUGAUGCCUCGACUCCAGAUAAAACUCACCGAGCUGGUGGAAACACUGCUAACAUUCAAAUACCAAGCUUGACAAUUAACCAAGAUCACAACGGUGACGUCUCUAAUAAUAACAUAAAGUGCUCAGAGAGCCUCAGCAUCUCAAACUCAUCCGAAUUUGAAACAUCCUCAUCUGAAAACAAUGAUGAGGAUCUUUCAGCUGUUGCUUACAUGAUGAAGCAAUCAAGGGAGAAGCAGAAAGGGUUAGACUUAGACCAGAAACAAAGUGGUCAUAGGAGGGUAAGAAAAAGCUGGAGGGCUAAAGUGGAGGAGAUAGUGGAUUCCCACAUGAGGAAGAUCAUAAAGACUCAAGAUGCUUGGAUGGAGAGAAUGUUGAGGGUUGUGGAGCAAAGAGAGCAAGAGAUGGCAUCUAAAGAGGAAGAAAGGAAGAGAAAAGAGUCAAUGAGAUUUGACCAACAAGUGCAUGAACUGUGGGCUAAAGAAAAAGCAUGGGUUGAAGCAAGGGAUGCUGCAUUGAUUGAGGUUGUGAGGAAACAUAUUGGGAUAGAGCUUGAAACAUUGCCAUUGUAUGAAGCUAUGGUUGAAGAAGAACCACCAAAUAAGAACAAGAGCCAGGGAACUAUUGAUGCCAAUGAAUAUCCCAGUGAGGGUGUUGAUCAUAGAAGUAGUCGAUGGACCGAAAUGGAGAUUUCAAAUCUGAUACAGCUAAGGACUGGUUUUGAACAACGACUCAGAGAAAAUGGGUACUUAGAAAAUGGCCUUUGGGAAGAAAUAGCAGCAAAACUGGCUUGUUUGGGGUUUGAUAGGAGUGCAAGUGAGUGCAAGCAAAUAUGGGAUGAGAUCAGCAUGUCUCUUAGAAGGACAGUGGAGUAUGAUAGUGCCAAAACAAGGCCUUGGUGUUUGGGACUUAAGCUGACGGAUGAUGAUGAUCUUUGA
This is a messenger RNA of Abrus precatorius (Indian licorice), 1572 nucleotides long. Its product is annotated as trihelix transcription factor PTL-like. The transcript is spliced from 2 exons. NCBI's taxonomy places the organism in Eukaryota, Viridiplantae, Streptophyta, Magnoliopsida, Fabales, Fabaceae. Bases 1 to 1572 code for a protein of 523 amino acids. The record is from RefSeq and is a predicted model, not a curated record.